UGGUUCCUCCUCUGGUGAAAUCAGCUGCUGAGUUCAUGGGUGGAAUAAACAUAUGGCAGGACUUUUACUUUCUGACCCCUGGAGGGUCCACCUCUGGUUGCUGCUAACCCGUACUGCCUGAGGUCUUCCAGUCAGAAAGUCCAACAGCCAGUUGAACAGCAAAGUGUUGAGCCCCAGCUGGAUCAGUUUGUAAAUGAACUGUUGAGGGAUGAUUGUGUUGAAUGCUGAACUGAAGUCUAUAAGCAGCAUUCUGACGUAUGAGUAUUUUUUUGUCCAGAUGUGUGAGUGCUGAGUGGAGGGUAGUGAUGCGGUUAAAGCGGUUGGAAACUAAAAUAUGCAAACUGGAAGGGGUCCAGCGAGGGGUGGAAGGGGGACAGACUUUAUACAGUGCAUGGCUAGCCGUUCAAAGCACUUCAUGAGUCAAUGAAGCAGGAUGGAGAUGGCUUCUUCAGGACUGGAAUGGUGGUGGUAGCUUUGAAGCAAGUGGGGACAACGGCCUGACUAAGUGAGAUGUUGAAAAGACUUCAGUGAAUUCCACUGCACAGUCUCUCAGUACAAGACCAGGAAUAUGUACAGCUUGGCACAUCAUACAUUAUCUGUCAAAGCCUUUGGCAGAAGUUUUCAUAAUUUCAUAAUUUUCAUGACCUGCCUACUGUAAGCACAAUAUCCAAAAUAAUCUUAGGAUACAUGUUGUGAUAUAGCCAAUAUAUUUUCCUAUUUGACCUGAUUGUGUCAAUAUUGAUGUCUUUAAAAUUGCACAGAUCCUUGUAGAGGUAAUUUUGUUUGAAUGAUGCAGAUGACUAAGUUUUUCCAUUGUUACUUGGAAUGAGUUAUUAUUUCAAACCUUUAAGGCCCAUUUCCGUCACUCAGGCAUAUUAAUAACACUGGCGUUGGUCAGUACUUUGUUUAGUGUGAGUGACUAGAAGUCUCACUAUAGUUGUGGUAGUGAUUUCACAUCCUCUUUCUACUCAGAUAUGGACACGUAAAUGCCCUGAAUAAAUGGCAACCUAAAAUGUGUUUUAUGAUGUAAAGUUAUAUAUAUAUACACAAAGGUUACACCAACAAAACCAAAUUUAAGGUUAACCUGAAUUAUACUGAUUUUAAAUGUGUGUCUAAUGAAAUUCAACUGAAUUAAAACUUUUUAAACAUAUAAUCAUUCAAAAUCAAAGCAGCAAAACAGCCACAAGGCACAAAAACUUUUGCUGAUUUUUUUUCGACCCCCUGGAGAUUUGCUCAUUAGACGUACGUAUGUGAAACAGGAAACACAGCCGCUGUUGUAUUUGCCUAUUAAUGGAUUGUCACAGAGUCUAUAAAUAAUAACUAUACUUGGGCCCUCAUAUGUCAGCAGAUGUGCACACAGCAAAAACUGAGUUUAUUUGAGUCUACGCUUCAAAAUAAACACUGAACUGGAGUUAAAGGUAAUAAGAUUAAGGGAUUACUAGAUCGAUGAUUGAUCAUUAGUGAAGACACCUGAUGUUAACAAGCAGAAUCACUGAAGGAAAGAGUUUAUAAGUUUAUUAAACACAUCACUGUUAGCAAUUGAUGUAAUUUUAAAAUAUAUUUUACAACAAUACACUGUAUUCAUGGUUUCGGGAUUGUCACCACUGUUGAGGAUUGUACGACAACAAUACAAAAUACAACAUCUUAGUGUAUUAAUGCUACUAUAAUCACAGCAACACUGCUGUAUAAACACAGAAUUGUGUUGUAUUAAGUCAACAGUAUGUUUCUUGUAUAUUGUUUGCUGUAAAUUCACGGCAAUUAGUUGCCAGGAGUUUCCUGUAAAAAUACAAUACGUUUUUAACAGUGAUUUAUAUAGCAUAGAAAACAGCACAAAUAUGUUAAGUUGCUGGUCAUGUUUUUGUAACGUAAACCGUAUGGUUAUACCUUACAUCAUUCUGAGUCCAGUCUCUGAUUAUAUGGGUGGUGUGGUAAUUUUACAUUAUUGUAGUGAUGGGAGAAACAAACCUUUUUGAAGCUUCAAAUGAGUUGAACCAAUUGUUUUGCAAAAUAAUUAAAGUGAAGUGACAUUCAGCCAAGUACUCAGAAUUCGUGCGCUGCAUUUAACCCAUCCGAAGUGCACACACACAGAGCAGUGAACACACACACACACACACGGAGCAGUGGGCAUCAUUUAUGCUACGGUGCCCGGGGAGCAGUUGGGGGUUCGAUGCCUUGCUCAAGGGCACCUAAGUCGUGGUAUUGAAGGUGGAGAGAGAACUGUACAUGCACUCCCCCCACCCACAAUUCCUGCCGGCCCGGGACUCGAACUCACAACCUUUCAAUUGGGAGUCUGACUCUCUAACCAUUAGGCCACGACUUCCCCAAAACUGAUUCAAAGCAUUCAAACACCCCACACUAGUGAUGCCUGUUGGUCAAAAGUGUGUAAAUGCAACAAAACUCAAGCUAAAACAUGCAUGAUAACAGCUUAAAAAAAAACUCAAAUGUUUUACUGAAUGUGUAAUACAUUAAAUGUAAUAAAGAAAUUAUGAAAUCAUGUUAGAUAAUGUGUUUUUAAAAUAUUUUAUAUUAAGUGUCUUUUUUAAUGUGCUAUGUUUACGUCACUAGUCACUAGAGGAAAGGGGAAAUGAGGUGGAAAUGACGCCGGUCUGGUUAUAAAUGAGGCUGCUAAUCCUUCUUUAUUUCUCUUCAUAUGUCAUCUGCUUUCAGCUGAUGAGUCGUCCUGCGCUACGGUGUUUCUUUGGUGAUGUCAGUCAGAAUGGCUCUUCUUCUUCCUCUCAUCUUCUCUCUCAUGAUUCACAGGGUUUCUAGUGCUGGUUGGGGUGGGAAUUACAGACCUUCACACAUCUGUGCACUAAAGAACUCAUCAGUGAUAAUGAGCUGCAAUUAUACAUACCCUACUGGACAUAAGAUCAAGAAAGUGUUCUGGACCAAAACACCUGUUAAAGAUGGAAGUAAAGAAUCAAGUGAAGAAGGAGAGCAACAUAAAGAUCUGUCUGAGGACCCUGAAUACAGUCAGAGGCUUCAGUAUUUGGGAGAUAAACAGAAUAACUGCACCAUCAGACUGAGUCAUGUGACACAGAAGGAUGAACACAUGUACUAUUUCAGAUUCAUCACUGAUGAUGAUGAUGAUGAUGAUAAUGAUGUUGAUGAUGAUGAUGAUAGCCAGGAACAGACAAGUGAUCCAGGAGUGACUCUGACUGUCACAGAUCUUCAGGUGGAGUCUCCUGAGACAGUGAGAGAGGGAGAUUCAGUCCGUCUGACAUGUAAAAGCAGCUGCACUCUGACUGACAGAGCAACAUUCAUCUGGUUCAGAAACUCACAGCCAUUAACUGAAAAAAGAGACAGAAAAAAUCAACUCCAGCUGCAGUCAGUCAGAAGAGAGGAUGCAGGCAGAUACAGCUGUGGUGUACAGGGACACACUUACAUCUCUCCUGCUGUUCAGCUCAGUGUCACCUGCUAA
This is a messenger RNA of Carassius gibelio (silver crucian carp), 3421 nucleotides long. RefSeq lists its product as uncharacterized. The record is from RefSeq and is a predicted model, not a curated record. Lineage: Eukaryota; Metazoa; Chordata; Actinopteri; Cypriniformes; Cyprinidae. Bases 2705 to 3421 code for a protein of 238 amino acids. The transcript has 5 exons.